Molecule: messenger RNA, 1745 nt
Organism: Populus euphratica (Euphrates poplar)
Lineage: Eukaryota; Viridiplantae; Streptophyta; Magnoliopsida; Malpighiales; Salicaceae
Gene: BRIZ1
Product: zinc finger (ubiquitin-hydrolase) domain-containing protein
Exons: 11
Coding region: 97-1557 (486 amino acids)
Biological process (GO): Ras protein signal transduction; protein ubiquitination
Cellular component (GO): cytoplasm
Molecular function (GO): ubiquitin protein ligase activity; zinc ion binding
Source: RefSeq, a predicted model, not a curated record
CGCCGAUUUGCCGCGACUCUUUAUUUGUUUCUGUUUCACCAUUCUCUCUCUAGCCCAACCCCAAGCCAGCUCACCGAUCCAACUCACUCCCAAAAAAUGUUCAGCCUCCGAGUCCACUCAGUAGACAGCAAUCAUCCUCUAACUCUUGAAGAAACGACCUUUAUCUCCGCCGCCGCCACCACCUCCACCACGGCAGCCACCACCAAAUUCUAUGAAAGGAGAGGCAUUUCACAUCUAUAUCGAAACGCUUUGCAGAAAUCCUCACUGCCAAACCCUAAUCCUAACUCUCGAUCCACUUCUCUCUUCGUCGUCGCCGUCCCUAACUACUUCUCCGAAGACGACUUCAUCAGAUUUUGCGGUUCCCAUAUUGAUCAUGUCCAUGCACUCCUCUUCAUCAGGAAUGAUGGGAUGGAAGAUAGGUACAGUGUGUUAAUAAAGCUUGAUAAUCAAGUAACAGCUGAUAGAUUCUACAAUAGUUUCAAUGAGAAGCGAUUUUCGCCAUCUGAGGCAGAGAUUUGCCAUAUACUAUACGUGCUUUCUGUGGAAUUCACGGAAUCGGCAGAAAUAGCAAGCACUCCUCCGGAAAAUUUCACUGAGUUGCCAGCUUGUCCAAUUUGUCUUGAGAGAUUGGACCCGGAUACUAGUGGAAUACGCAAUACUCUUUGUGAUCAUUCGUUUCAAUGUUCAUGCACUUCAAAAUGGACGCACUUGUCUUGCCAGGUCUGUCGUCUUUGUCAGCAGCAGGAUGAGAAGCCAGCUUGUUCUGUUUGUGGAACUUCAGAAAAUUUGUGGGUUUGUCUGAUAUGCGGUUUUGUAGGAUGUGGAAGAUAUAAAGAAGGACAUGCUAAAAGGCACUGGCAAGAUACACAGCAUUGUUAUUCUCUUGAUCUGAGAACACAACAAAUUUGGGACUAUGUUGGUGACAACUAUGUUCAUCGGCUGAACCAGUCAAAAACCGAUGGCAAGUCGGUAGAUACAAACUCUUGUUGUAUGUCGUUUGAAGGAGAUUGUGGCACUUGUGGAUGUAGUGAGGAUUCUGGAAUUAGUGGGGCUCUCUUUAGCAGCAAAGUUGAAGCAAUUGCGGAUGAGUACAAUCGUCUUUUGGCCACUCAGCUGGAGGCUCAAAGACAACAUUAUGAAUCUCUAAUUAUUGAGGCCAAAAGUAAAAGACAAAGUUCCAUUUCAGAAGCAGUAGAGAAUGCUGUGACAUCCACUAUGCAGGAUAUCCAAAAUAAAUUGGAAAAGUGUGAGCAAGAAAAAAAUGCUGUAGCAGAUAUCAAUCGGGGUCUCAUCAAGAAUCAAGAAAUUUGGCGUAAAAAGGUCAAGGAAAUUGAAGAUAGGGAAACUUCAUCUUUAUCGUCGAGGGCAGAGAGAAUACAUGAUCUGGAAGAACAGAUUCGAGAUCUCAGAGUCUACAUUGAAGCUCAGAAAACACUUCACACCAUGACAGAUACGGAUGAUGGGAUUAAAGGAGGGACAUUGUUACCUGUACCUCCGAAGCAGUCCUCGCCAGCAAAUAGCAGAAAACACACAAAACUGGGUCGUAAACGGAAUUAGAUACAAUGUUUCGUAUACUUGUAUAGAGUUAAUCUGAUAAGCCAAAAGGAAACAGAUUUUUUUGAGAAAUAAAAAUCUGGGAUUCACAUUGAUAUUUUUAGUUGUCUUUAUAAAUAUAAUAAUGUUAUUCAUCCCAGAUUAGUUCCUGAAAUAUUAUUAUCAACUAUUGAUGGGUAUUUCUGGUUGAA